Paramecium sonneborni is the source of this 2456-nucleotide messenger RNA. NCBI's taxonomy places the organism in Eukaryota, Ciliophora, Oligohymenophorea, Peniculida, Parameciidae. The record is from the annotation of a GenBank genome assembly.
AUGGAUAAAUACUAAAUAUCUAUCACAGGACGAUUUAUGUAUGAAAAACAUGAGCAAAAUUUCAGAUAGUCAAAAUUUAGUGGUAUUUAUUUAUUUCCAGGAUUAAUUAUUUUGAAGUUAGCAUUUUUUAGUAAUAUUAUAACAAUUUUAAGUGUUAUAAUAGCAGCUUAUUUUUAUUACAGAAACAAGCAUAAAUGGAUAUUUUUAAUCUAAAUUAUAUUAUAUUUGGCAUAAUAAGUUGAAAUAAAAAAGGAUUGCAUUUAUUCACAUAUUUUUACAUGCAUUACUAAUAUGAUUUUAGUGCCUUAUUGGCCAAUGUAAGUAAUAUUUUAAAUUGGAAUUAUAAGAUAAUUGAAUCAUAUAUAUUUAUUUUUUUUUUUUGCUGCACUUUUAAGAGCUAUUGAAAUUUUAAAGAGAUUUCUUUAUUUGAAAAUAUGCAAUAUCAACUCUCAUCAAUAUGAAUAAGAUAGUAUUUUUGUAAAUUUGCCUCAUCACAUCUUAUAUUUGGAUGAAAAUUUUAAUGAAUUAUUUUCAAAUAAGUCAAUGAAGUUUAAUAAAGAAUCGUAAAAUUUAAUAAGCGAUUAUAUAAAAAGAAAAUAUUAUGGGAUAGUUUAAUUGGAGAAUUAAAUAAAGGAAAUAAUAGAAUAUUAUAUAAAACCAUGGUAAGGAAACUUUAUUUUGGUUUAAUCGUAUUUCUCUAGCGAAGAUAAUAAUUUUUUUAAUAAAAUAUAUGAAUAAAUAAAUAAGUUAUAUGUACAAUUAAAUUAAGAUUAUACGAAAUGGAAUAACUUAAGAGCAUUUCAAAUGAUAAAAGAAUCUGAUUUAAGUGUUUUAGGAUAAUGUUUAUCAGAGUGUUUACACUUAGAACAUUAAGUAAGAUCUUUAGUGAAAAUUUAAUAAAAAGAGAUAUCAUAAUUUUAUUUAAAAGUUACAAUUUGCAAUAUAAUAGAAUCAAUGGUUCUAAGAUUAUAUGAUCAUUUUAAUAUUAUUAAUUUAAACUUUGAAAGUGGAAUACCUGAGAUAAUAGCAGGUGAUAAGAAACUUUUAAUAUUUUUAUUUUAGACUUUAUUAACUUCAACAUAAUUUUGUGAUAAAUAAAAAGGUUAAAUUUCUAUUAAAUGUAUCAUUUCAUAAAUAAAUUCAGAUAAAGCAGGAUAUGAUCUUGAAUUUACAUUUAAUUUUACAUGUACACCUUCUGUUAUAAAAUUAUAUUCUUAAGUUUUUGGAUUAAAUGAAACAAAAUUAACUCCUAAAGAAGAAUGGCUUAUUCAUUGUUUAAAAAUAUGUAAAUAAUUAAUGAAACAGAAUUAGAAUAAAUUCAAUUUUUAAACAGAUGGUGAUAAUGUUAUUAUUACAUUCACAUUUUUGAGUUUAAUAUCUAGCAAUAAAUUAGAAUAAAUAUCAUAAUUUACUGAUCUUACAUUUUCUAGAAGUAUGUUAGAUGAUUGUCAUUAUUAAUGGAAAGAAAAAGUACAAAUUUUACCAACCAAAUUUAUUUUGGAUACACAAUCUAGAAAAAGUUUAACAGUAAUUAAUGAAUAGCAAAUAGAAUCAUCCUAUUAAAAGGUUUCUAUAACUUUUCCUGAUAUUAGAGAUGAAUUGAUUAUAAUUUUAGAAACUGCAUUAGAAGAUGCAAAAGAUAAAGGACUUUUAGAUAAAGUUCAUUUUGAUGAUUAAGAUAAUAAUGUUAAAUGUGCCAUUAGUGUAAUUAUUUUAUAAUAUAUUAGGAAUAUGCAGAUAGCAUAGCAAAUUCACCUCCAGCUUUUAUUACACCAUAAGUCAAGGCAAGAAAAUUACAAGAUUUAGCAAAAGAGAAAUUUAAGAAUCUUUUGAAAGAAGCCAAAAAACCUAAAAAGAAGAAAAAACUUUCUAAAAAAGAUUACAGAGUAGUAUUCCCAAGAAGAAAUGAUACAACUUUUGAUCCUUAAAAUAGUUGUAGUAAAUUGAAUUUUCAUAACUCAAUCUUAAUAAAUAGAAGUAAUAGAGCUUAUAUCAAAUGGACUCAUAGAUGUAAUGUAAAUAUGCCUCCUAAAACAAUUCAUUAAAUAUUAUGUUACAUUCCAGAUAUUAAAUUAUCAAAAGAUAUUAUUAAAAAUUUUGGAAAUUCAACUUAUGAUAAAAUAGAGAUUAAAGAUCCAAUAAUAGUAUUAGAUAUUGCUGAUGUUAUAAGAAUUUAUAAAAAAUAUUUAUAAUAAGGUAAAUAAUUCUAUUACAUAAUGUUAUUUAUCAAGAAACCUUAAGAAAUUGCUGAUUUUGCAGACAUAGUUUAAAAAAAUGAAUAAGAUUUGCUUUAAUAAUAUCAAAAAUAUUAAUAAACUUAUUUAAUAGGAAUUACUGAAUAAACAUUGAAACCUUCUCUCUAUGCUUACUUAGAAUAUAUAAUUCCAUUUCGGCAAUGGAGUACUGAUAUUAAAUAAAUUAAAGCAUUGAUUGCCAAACAAAGAGAAAUUAAUUGA